Messenger RNA from Bombyx mandarina (wild silkworm), 910 nucleotides. It is a transcript of the gene Ak1, whose product is annotated as Adenylate kinase 1. The record is from RefSeq and is a predicted model, not a curated record. Gene Ontology annotation, biological process: nucleobase-containing compound metabolic process. Gene Ontology annotation, molecular function: nucleobase-containing compound kinase activity; ATP binding. NCBI's taxonomy places the organism in Eukaryota, Metazoa, Arthropoda, Insecta, Lepidoptera, Bombycidae.
GUUCGAACGCAGCCAACUGGCAUCCACCGCUAUGUUUAUUAACGUAUAAAUAGUAAAACGUAUGAAUGUCUUUAGUUAUUUCGAUGUUUUUCGUUAAAUCUGUUUUAUCUUGUGUUGUUUUUUUUGUGUGAUGAAAACGAACAGUGCGCUGGAUUACCGAUGUUUCGUCGUUCUUGUUAUGGCAACUUGGCUAGAGUUGCUGAAAUACGCUAGCGAACUUAUUUUCGAGGUAUUUUUAUGAACAUUUUUAAGGCACCCAUAGAUACAUCGAAAAAGCCAAUCGUGUGGGUCCUGGGAGGUCCCGGAUCAGGAAAGGGAACACAAUGCGACAAGAUCGUCGCCAAAUACGGGUUCACUCACCUCUCGACUGGAGACCUGCUCAGGGCUGAAGUCAAAAGCGGCUCGGAGAGGGCGAAAUGCCUUACCGCUAUUAUGGAAAGAGGCGAGCUUGUCCCUAAUGAAAUCGUCCUGGAUCUGCUAAAAGAAGCGAUCCUGGCCCGCGCUGAAGAAUCCAAAGGCUUCCUCAUCGACGGCUACCCUCGCGAGAAGUCACAGGGUAUCGCUUUUGAAGAGAACAUCGCUCCUGUUUCGGUGAUAAUAUACUUCGAGGCUUCCUCGGAGACGCUGACGCAGCGCCUUCUGGGCCGUGCCGCCAGCUCCGGCCGCGCCGAUGACAACGAGGAGACCAUCAAGCUCAGGCUGAAGACCUUCCUGGACAACAACGACCUCGUCCUGGCGCAGUACCCGGACAAACUCAGGAGGAUAAACGCGGAACGUCCUGUGGAUGAGAUCUUCGCGGAGGUACAGUCGAUCCUGGACCCGCUGGUCGCGUGAGCCGCGCCCGCGAGCCCCGCUUGAACCAUUCAACGAAAUGUACAAAAACUUAAUUAUAAUAAAUUGUUGAUUUUAU